Molecule: messenger RNA, 1862 nt
Organism: Fragaria vesca subsp. vesca
Lineage: Eukaryota; Viridiplantae; Streptophyta; Magnoliopsida; Rosales; Rosaceae
Product: pentatricopeptide repeat-containing protein At2g20710, mitochondrial-like
Exons: 2
Coding region: 174-1694 (506 amino acids)
Cellular component (GO): mitochondrion
Molecular function (GO): protein binding
Source: RefSeq, a predicted model, not a curated record
ACCAAACCAUUCACAAAUGCGAGACUUUAUGAGUAGCUUGAAAAAUGACGGACAUAGUUGUCGUUUUCUUCCCAAACCAGAGGAAAUAGUGCGCAGGGUUUAAACCCUUUGUUGUUUCUGUAUCAACCAAACCAGAGGCUUAAACCCCUCCGUAAGUUUGUUCACCUGAUUAGAUGACGAAGCACUCUCAUUUCAGCUCCCUAUUCAACACCCUCUACUCCCGUCUCUCUCACUUUUCGCUCUUCUACUCCACGGCCGCCCCCAAAUCUCACCGCAAGUCCUGGAGAGGCUCGCUGAACAGCCUCUACCGUCGGAUCUCCCGGAACGAUCCAAAGGCCUCCGCUCUACCCAUUCUCGACCGGUGGGUCCAAGAAGGCCGAGCCGUAGAUAAAGAUGCCCUCGUCACUAUCAUCAAAGAGCUCAGGUACCACAAAGACUACCGCCAAGCUCUUGAGGUUUCUAUGUGGAUGAGUGACAAAAGGUAUGUUGAACUUUUGCACGCCGACGUAGCCAUCCGGCUUGAUUUGAUUGCAAAAGUUCAUGGUACAGAACAGGCCGAGAAUUAUUUCAACAACACUCCCGAAAAAUUGAAAGUCCUUGAGGUUUACUGUGCUCUCCUCAACUGCUAUGCCCAUGCAAAACAGUUGGAAAAAGCAGAGGCCACCAUGCAGAAGAUGAAAGAUUUGGGGUUAUAUAUGACGUCACUGUCAUACAAUGUUUUGCUCAAUUUGUAUUACAAGACUGGACACAAGGAGAAAUUUAAUAGUCUGAUGAGUGAAAUGGAAGAGAAUGGCAUCAGGUAUGACAAAUUCACGUAUGGAAUCAAACUCAACGCAGCUGCAGCUGUUUCUGAUCUUGAAGGAAUUGACAAGAUUCUGGCAGAAUGGCAAUCUGAUCCGAGGAGUCUUUUGGACUGGGCUGAUUAUGCUAUUGCAGCAAAUGGUUAUACAAAAUCAGGAGCUGUGGACAAGGCUUUAGCAAUGUUAAAGAGAUCUGAGGAACAGAUACCAAGUUCUAAAAGACAGAGGGGAGCAUAUGAGUAUCUUAUGACUCAAUAUGCAGUACUGGGGAAGAAAGACGAUACUUUGAGACUAUGGAAAUGUUACAAGGAGCAGAUGAAAGUAUACAAUAAGGGUUAUGUAUGCAUAAUGACCUCACUCUCUAAGUUUGAUGACAUUGAGAGUGCUGAGAAGAUCUUUGAAGAGUGGGAAUCUGAGCAUUUAAAUUAUGAUAACCGUAUCCCAAAUACUUUAAUUGGUGCUUAUACCAGGAAUGGCUUUCUUGACAAGGCUGAAGCCAUUAUGAGCAGGAUAACAUUGAAGGAUCAGAAACCUAGUCCUACAGCAUGGAAUUAUUUGGCUAAAGGGUACCUUGAUCAAGGUCAAUUUGAGAAGGCAGUUGAAUCGGCAACAAAAGCGGUUUCUUCUGCGCAGCCAGGGUGGAUGCCGAACAAGGAUGUUGUGGUCGGAUGUCUGGAGUACUUCAAAAUGAAAGCAGAUCUGGAAGGAGCGGAGAAAUUCAUCAAACUGCUCAGGGAUAAGAAUAUCAUUCGUGUAAAUAUGCAGGAAAGAUUGUUGAAUCAUAUCAAAAACGGCAAUUCAACUGCUGUAGUAGGUGAAAUGUGGGAUUGUCCAGACGGGGAUGAAGAAACAAGUGAACUUACAGAGGUGGAAUAUGGCAGUAGUAACUCUUAGAACUUAGAUUCCACUUAACAAGACCGUGUUCAUACUUUUUUCAAAAAACACCCGAAAGUUUGGGCAGCAAAAAUGCAAGUCAACCGCGCUAAGACUUGUAAAAUGUUCAUUAGGGAGAAGCAAAGCUUUAUGGUUGAAUAUUUUCCUGGUUAUGCGAAUGAAUACGGU